UUCCCUUUCAUCUUCAACAAAACAUAAAAUAAAAGCAACAGAAAAGUCAAAUUCACCAAAAUAUCCAGAGAAACAGAAUCAGUUAUGGCGAUACCGGCACCGAUCAGCCGGGGCGCAGCUCUAUUAUUUCUCAUUCUCUGUUUCACAAUCGCUCCUUCCACCGCCAUUUACUGCGACGAAGACGACUGCUACGAUCUGCUAGGGGUUUCUCAAAACGCUAAUACAUCAGAGAUCAAAAAAUCAUACUACAAACUCUCAUUAAAACAUCAUCCGGACAAAAAUCCAGAUCCAGAGUCAAAAAAACUAUUCGUGAAAAUCGCAAAUGCUUACGAGAUUCUCAAAGACGAAGCGACUCGAGAGCAGUAUGAUUACGCAAUUGCCCAUCCAGAGGAGGUAUUUUACAAUACAGCUCGCUAUUAUCAUGCUUAUUACGGUCAUAAAACGGAUCCUCGUCUUGUCCUGGUCGGUCUGUUAAUUAUUGUCUCAGGGUUUCAGUAUAUGAAUCAGUUGACUAGGUUUAAUCAGGCUGUGGCAACAGUUAAAAAAACUCCGGCUUAUAGAAAUAGGUUAAAGGCGUUGGAAUUUGAACGGAGUGGUGGAGCUACGUCGAAGAAGAAGGGGAAUAGGCAUGUUGAUAAGAAAUUAGGGGAGGAUUUAAGUGAAGAGCUUGAAUUGGAUAUUAAGGGAGCUAAAAUACCUACUGUUUGGGAACUCAUUGGUGUUCAGUUUGUAAUUCUUCCUUAUACUGUGGCUAAGCUGCUGCUGUGGCAAGGGCGUUGGUUGUGGAGAUAUAAGUUGAAGGGAGCUUCGUAUUCUUUUGAAGACGCGUCUUAUUUAACACGGAGGUCGCUGGGAGUGCCGCUUGAUUCGUGGAUAAACCUUGAUGAAUCGAGGAAGGAGGAUCUUGUUGGGAGACAAAUGUGGGUGAAGUCUAACUUGGAGAGUUAUCUUACGGAAAUGCGCAAAGAAUCUAAGCGCAGAAGAUAGCGGAUUUAUUUUGUUAGGGUUCGGUUUUGUUGUUUGCUAUUUUGCUACUUUCUUUUGUUAGUUUCGUUAUAGAGAAUGAUCAAAUUAUAAACAAUUUUGUUUAUGUUUUUACGCAUAUGGAUGAAACAAUGCUUAAAUUGAGAUUCGUAACUUCAA
Mercurialis annua (annual mercury) is the source of this 1143-nucleotide messenger RNA. Its product is annotated as chaperone protein dnaJ 50. NCBI's taxonomy places the organism in Eukaryota, Viridiplantae, Streptophyta, Magnoliopsida, Malpighiales, Euphorbiaceae. The transcript has a single exon. Gene Ontology annotation, biological process: protein folding. The record is from RefSeq and is a predicted model, not a curated record. The coding region runs from base 85 to 987 and encodes 300 amino acids. Gene Ontology annotation, cellular component: endoplasmic reticulum membrane.